Messenger RNA from Sus scrofa (pig), 6370 nucleotides. RefSeq names its product olfactory receptor 6K3-like. Gene Ontology annotation, molecular function: olfactory receptor activity; G protein-coupled receptor activity. The record is from RefSeq and is a predicted model, not a curated record. Lineage: Eukaryota; Metazoa; Chordata; Mammalia; Artiodactyla; Suidae. Gene Ontology annotation, cellular component: membrane. Gene Ontology annotation, biological process: G protein-coupled receptor signaling pathway.
CUCCAUAUGCCGUGGAUGUGGCCCUAAAAAGCAAAAAACAAAACAAAACAAAACAAAACCACUAGUCAAUGUGGAUCACAUUUGAGAAGUUUGAUAAUGAGAUGAUGAGAGAACUAGAGUUGGUAAUGUAAUCAAGGUUAACUUUCUCCAAGGUCUAGUAGAUACACUGUUUCUGAGAUACUAUGAUACAAUAUAAAUAUGGGUGUGUUUGCAAGAGAGGGAAGGAGUCAUUAGCAAAGAGAAACUAAAGAUAUUGAAGAUCCAAGAGGUAAUAAAUGGAGCCAGUGGAAGAAAAUUAGGCCAAAAUACCCUAACUGUAAGCUUUCUCAAACAGUCAAGGAAUGCUAAAUCCAGACUUCAGCCCUUUGGGGCCAUCUGACUCUGAGAUCAUGGAAGCUCAUGAAAUCUCAUGCAUGUGAGCUCCUCCUUCCUGCCAUGACUGUUAAUGGCCCUGUGACCCCCAGGAUCCUUCUGAAGUUCUGCUGAGCUGUGCUGGGCAGCUGCUGACAGAAUCUUCUAUAACAUAGUUCAGAGUUGUGUUGCACUCUCACUGAACUGCUUUUAAACUGCUUCAAAGAAAGAAAACCAUGGACUUAGAGAAGAGACUUGUGGUUGCCUGAUGGGAGGGGGAGGGAGUGGGAGGGAUCGGGAGCUUGGGCUUAUCAGACACAACCUAGAAUAGAUUUACAAGGAGAUCCUGCUGAAUAGCAUUGAGAAUUAUGUCUAGAUACUCAUGUUGCAACAGAAGAAAGGGUGGGGGAAAAAACUGUAAUUGCAAUGUAUACAUGUAAGGAUAACCUGACCCCCUUGCUGUACAGUGGGAAAAUUAAAAAAAAAAAAAACAAAAAACAAAACAAACAAACAAAAAAAAACUGCUUCAAAGAAGAGUGGAGAAAAUCCCCCUGCCUUUGAAUCACAUAUUGUUAGCUUGACCUCUCUUGUUUCUUAUCCUUCCUCUGUCUCAGCAGAGACUUUGUUUAUAAAUAAUUCUUUCACUCUUUAGACGAAGAAGAAAAAGAAGUGUCUCUUUCUAUUUGAUUUCUAGCCUGACUCAAAGACCUGGUUUCCCAUAGAUGAAGCAACUUCAUGAAAGGGAGCAUGGCAGCAAGAGUUCCCCUAAUUAACCACAUGGGACAUGGAGUGCUUUUCUCCAGGCACUGGGGGAGAACCCUUCAGAAGAAAGCCCCUGGGCCAUUUGACUUCCCUGAGAAGCUAGAUCUGUGGUUGUGGUUAUACUCUUCUUAUUUGGUGGAGUGCAGAACAAUGAAUAUAAAGACAUUUGGGGAAUAGGAGAUAGCCCUCUCAGUUUUUGAAAGAGGUGGGAACGGGAUGAAGGAUGAAUUCGGUACUUUUGCAUAUGGGUGAGUGGUUUUGUUUGGUAUUCAUUGGGGAAGAUUCUUAGAGAGCCAGAAUUUUUUUUUUUUCUGAUGGUUUUUAAAAUCAUUUAUCUAAUUUUAAAAAAUUUUAUAAAGUAUAGUUGAUUUACAAUGUUGUGCCAAUUUCUGCUAUACAGCAAAGGGACCCAGUUAUAUAUUUCUACAUAUAUCUAUCUAUAGACACAGAUAUAGAUAUAGAUAUAGAUAUAGAGAUAUAGAUAUAGAUAUAGAGAUAUAGUUUUUCUCAUACUAUCUUCCAUCAUGUUCUAUCCCAAGAGAUUGGAUAUAGUUUGUGCUGUACAGCAGGACCUUAUUUCUUAUUCAUUCUAAAUAGUUUGCAUCUACCAACCCCAAACUCCCCGUCCAUCCCACUCCCUCCCUUCCCCCUUUUCGGAUAGCUUUAAAUGAAAAAAGACUCUUGAAAACUUUGUUGAGAUUUUAUAGACAUGUGAGGCCCAGGAAAAGACAGUAGUUCAGGCAUGAGGGAUUGUGGUGAAUUUGUGCUAUGGGACUAGAGAUGAUCAUAAGAUAACCUAUUAAAUUUUGUCUGGGACAUUAGCCCUGGAGAAAUCUUUUAAAUUUUAUCAGGACUACGAGAUCUAUGACUCUUUGCCUCCACUGACUUAUCUGCUUCUUUAUUUAUUUAAAUUUUAAAAAAUUGAGAUAUAAGUGACAUAUAACAUUGUGUAAGUUGCAUUGUGAUGCAUUUAUACAUUGCAAUAUGAUUAACUUCAUAAUGUUACUUAACACCCCUGUCAUGUUACGGAGUAGAAUUAUUGAAGUCCCAUCUCUAAUAACUAAACUAUCAGGUAGUUUAAUGCAACAAAGGCAAGUCUCAGAAUUCUGCCAUGCACACAAACACUUAUGAGUAGGUACAAAAACAACUAUCAUACCUGUUUUUUUGGAAGUUCGUGGAUGUCUCAGCUCUCUAUUAUGCAGGCUCUCUGAUCAGAAGAAUGAAUGAAUACUUCUAUCAAAGACAAAAUGUAACAGAAUCUAAUCUGGUGAGACAAGUGAUGGGUCCUGGGUUAAGGGACAAAAACAGAAAUGAACAAAUCAUGGGACCUAUUCCACCCCUCCAAGAUAUCUAAGUUGCUUGGCUCGUAUUCUAACAUCACUUCAAGCGAGGGUAUAUGUUUAUUUCUAGCCAAUGCACAUAAUUCUCAGUAACCUGGGUUUUAUGCAGAAAAUUUUUUUGGCCUUGCCUGCAACACAUGGAAGUUCCUCGUCCAAGGACUGAACCCAUGCUACAGCAGCAACUCAAGCCACUGAGUGACAAGGCUGGAUCCUUAACCACUAAGCCACACGGAAGUCCAAAAAAUUUAAAAUUCUCUAUGCCACUUGGUUUUCAAUGGGUACAAGUUUACUCCCAUUUCUCCUCUUCAGGAAUAUUUGGCAUUUUAUAGAGACAUUUUGGUUAUCAUGGCUGGGGAAUGGGUUUGUGUUAUUGACAUCCAGCAGAUAAAGGCCAGAAUUGCUGUUAAACAUCCUACAAAGCACAGGAAACACCUCAUGGAGCUCCCAUUGUGGCUCAAUGGGUCCGGAACCCCACAUAGUGUCCUUUUGAGGAUGUGGGUUUGAUCCCUGGUCUCACUCAGUGGGCUAAGGAUCUGGUGUUGCUGUGAGCUGUGGUGUAGAUCUCAGAUGAGGCUCAGAUCCAGUGUCGUUCUGACUGUGGCAAAGCCUCAGCUUCAGUUCCAGUUCCAAUUCGACCCUUAGCCUGGGAACUUUCAUAUGCAUAGGUGCAGCAAUGAAAAGGAAAAGAUAAGACCAUUUAAAAAGAAAAAAAGAAAAGAAAUACCUCAUUUCCCCACUCUCAGCAAAAAAUUUUCUGGUCCACAAUGUCAAUAGUACUGAAGCUGAGAAAACCUGCUCUAUGCUAAUUAAUAAAUCCUAUAGUGAGAAUGGCCAUUAUAGACAUUUGAAGCUGUUGCCAAACUCGCCUCUAGCUGUAGACUGCUAAUUAAAAUUUUUGAAAUGUUACCAAACCACUCCUAGAGUGUGAUUUCUAGAUAAGCAUAUUUCAACUAUUAGCUAAACCUCUUAAACCAUCAACUACAAAUUAACCCAGAUUAAGAUUAACUUGCACACACAGAUACAUCACAGCGGUCUAAACUACAGAAAUUUAAAGCAAAUUGAAUUCAGUAUGAUAUUUGGAUUUUGUCUUUAUUUUUAGUUAAUUAUGAAGUCAGCCAAGGGAAGCCAGUACCUGAGUUUCAGUUUUUAAGAUACCCACUUAAAAAUGGUCUUAUUCUCAUCCACAGAGGGAUUUUGUUACAACUUCUUUUGUGUCUUCAAUAUUUCAUGUCAAAAAGUAAAAAUAUCUACCUACUUAAGAUGAUUCUAAUUUACUAUUAUAAUAAAUAUUCCAAUGAAUGUCGUAUAAGUUUUAAUAUUUAAAAUAUUUUGCUAAGGCUUCAUGGUGAAAGGCAGGCUCUAAACAAUCUCAAGCCUCUCAAUAAAAAUUUCCAAAAAAUUGCCAUUCAGGAGAGUUUGUACCAAUUUAUACGUCUAAGUAGCAAAAUUGUUUGCUUAGCUAUUAGAAUAGCUGAUAACACUAAGAUAUUACACUUACUAAAAGUUAGACAUGAUUGCUUUAUAAUUUGCAAAGCAACUCACACAGUAUAUUUUAUUAAAUCAGGGCUGUUGAGCUGCUUAAAAGGAAAGUUUCUAUUUGUUAUUGGAGUGUAGGUAGAGUUCUGACUGUUUGUAUUUGACUCCAUCAGCCAACAAGUGAAGGACCUGAAAAUAUGGAUCAGGAGAAUCAGACAAUAGUGACUGAGUUUUAUUUCUCCGAUUUCCCUCAAUUUGAGAACAAAAGCCUCUUAUUCUUCAUCCCUUUGCUCUUUAUUUAUGUGUUUGUUAUUGUUGGAAAUUUCAUGAUUGUCCUUGCCGUCCAGUUGGAUACCCGUCUUCACAAUCCCAUGUACAAUUUCAUUAGCAUCUUCUCCUUCCUGGAGAUCUGGUACACCACAGUGACCAUCCCCAAGAUGCUCUCCAACCUUAUCAAUAAAGAGAAGACCAUUUCCUUCAUUGGCUGCCUUCUGCAGAUGUAUUUUUUCCACUCCCUGGGGGUCACAGAAGGCCUCGUUCUCACAAUGAUGGCCAUUGACAGGUACGUUGCCAUCUGCAACCCGCUCCGCUAUGCCAUCAUCAUGACCCACCGACUCUGCAUCCAGCUCUCCGCUGGCUCUUGCAUCAUUGUCUUCCUUAUGCUACUGCCAGAGAUUGUGUGGAUUGCCACGCUUCCCUUCUGUGGCCCCAACCAAAUCCAUCAACUCUUCUGUGACUUUGAACCUGUGCUACGCUUGGCCUGUACAGAUACAUCCAUGAUGCUGGUCGAAGAUGUGAUUCAUGCUAUUUCCAUCCUGACUUCUGUUUGUAUCAUCAUGCUUUCCUAUGUAAGAAUCAUCAUCGUGAUCCUGAGGAUUCCCUCAGGCGAGAGCCGGCAGAAGGCUUUCUCCACUUGUGCAGCCCACAUUGCUAUUUUCUUCCUGUUUUUUGGCAGCGUGACACUCAUGUACCUGCGCUUCUCUGUCACUUUCCCACCGCUCCUGGACAAGGCCAUUGCACUGCUGUUUGCUGUCCUUGCCCCACUUUUCAACCCUAUAAUCUAUAGUCUGAGGAACAAAGACAUGAAAGAUGCCAUCAAGAAAGUCCUCUGUUCACAAAAAAUAUUCAAUUUUUCUGGAAGCCAAUGAGAGUUCACACACCUCUGUUCAAAGAACUGUAAGUUAAAAAUGGUAUCAAAUCAGUUAUUUAAAUUACUGUACAUGCUUUAUUUCUGUGUACCCACGUAGUUUGGGUAUUUUUUUCCAAUUUUCUAAAAAUUUCCUUUGCUUAUUCUUUCAUAUUCUUAUAUCAGUUAUUACUAUUUCAUUUAAAAAACAUUAAUAAGAUGUGCAAGAGUGAUGUUAAGUCUGAACAAGAAGCCUAGCUUCCUAAUAUUCAUCUUAGAGACCUUUACCCCUCCAUAGGUUGUCUUUUGAUAAAUUAUGAUGGCUAUGCAGUGCAUAUAGCCACUGACCUUAGGAUGUUCAUGUCAUGCUGUUAUUAUAAACUCCUUUGUGCUAUGUUUCACAUUGUUUUGAAAACUCCAGACCAAACACUCUUGAAAACUAGAAGAUUAAAUAGACAAAAUAUAGAGACUUGGGUCUAGAAAAUGCGUAAGUUAUGUAAUAUAUAUAUUUAUGCUUUGAUGUGCUGAUUAAAAAUAUUGCUAUAUACAUUAUGUUAUGUUGUGUUCUAUUAAAACACUAUGACAGUCUCAUACCUCAGUGUCUUUGUUCUUAUUGCUUUUCUGCUUGGAGUUUUCCUCUCUGUUUUUCUUCUCUGCCUUGGAACUUAUACUUACCAUUAAAAAAUGCACACACAUUUUAUCCUCUGGGAUAAAGGCCUGUGCCUUCUACCCACAAAGGUACACUAAUUGUUUUAAGGGUUGAGCAAAUCGUCUCCAGAAACACAUGUUUUUCCCCAGCUCCUGGGGGAAGCAAACCAAUUGUCACUGGUACCAAAAAAGCAGGAAGCCCAAAAGGUGAUGGAAGAAGAGAGGUAUCAAAAAUGGAAAUACCAAUAGUAUAGAACACAAGAAAAAAAAAUUCAAUCCACUUUGGUCAGGUUGCUAGAUAAACUCUUAAAACCAUUUAGGAAAGUUAAGGUGGAAAAAGUGCCAGCUCUCAACUUUGGAUCAGCUCCAGACCCCGUUUUCAUGGCUCUGGGAUCUGGCUGGAUCCUUUAUAUCUUCUUAACUCUGGUAAAUGCAAAUCAUCUCCAAUAUUAAUAUGAGCUUUGUGAUGCCCCUGAGGAAAUUUUUAGGGGUGAAAGAAAUUAUAUAGACUUUUCUUCAGUUACAUUAUUAAAUUUAUUUGAGGUAAACAUUCAGAAACCUAGCUCUUAAUCUUUGAAUUUGUGCUUAAAUAUCUUAGUAUUUUUCCAUGUAUAAGUCUAACAGAUUUUAUUAUUCACCAUUAAAAGUGUCUGACAAGGGAGUUCUC